Endocarpon pusillum Z07020 is the source of this 993-nucleotide messenger RNA. RefSeq lists its product as uncharacterized. Bases 1 to 993 code for a protein of 330 amino acids. The record is from RefSeq and is a predicted model, not a curated record. NCBI's taxonomy places the organism in Eukaryota, Fungi, Ascomycota, Eurotiomycetes, Verrucariales, Verrucariaceae. The transcript has a single exon.
AUGCACAAACCCUCCAUCUCAAACCUUGUCUACAAGACCCUCUUUCCCCGACCACGACAAGGGGAUCCGACCACCUUCUCCGCUCACAUAAACCGCAAUCUCGUCCCUGAAGUUCGAAUCGAAACAGCCAACUUUUAUGGCGCCCUUGACUGUAUCGAAGCACAAUAUCCAGGUCUUGACUAUUCCCACGCCCCACAUCGCAGACGCCUUUCCCGCUUUCCCUGGCACAAGAAACUCUUCCGAGUGUUCGAUGAGUUAUGUCUGACCAGAAACGAGAUAUUAGGUCUAUGUCAGUGGGAAGGGACAAAGAGUGCAAAGGAAAAAUACGAGACGGAUGUGGGAAGGUUGAUCAGAGACACAACGAUGGAUGGCGUUGCCCCGGCUGCUCCAAGCAGGAGGCCUGUCGCCCACAUGAAUCCCGAUCUAAGAGGCUGGCGAGCGGCAGCAAGGCUCCCUCCGGGAGAUCAUCCACUCGUUGAAGAUGUGGAUGAAGUCGAAGCAAAUCAAGAAUCCGAUGGUGAUAUUGACAUUCUCUCUACGAGCCACGGCAACAGCCUUAACGCCCACCUACGUUCCGCGGCGGAGGCUCGAGCCAGAGGCGAAGGUGGUGUGGUCCCAAAUGAGCAAUGGGAGCAAUGGCUCAAAGAAGCAAUGGAGAGGAACGAAUUAGGCGUUGACGGUAUGCUGGAAGCAAUCAGGCAGGGAAGGCCUUUUGCCAUCAGUCCGAGUCACAUCAUCGACGCUACAGUACAUCCACCAGUUUUAAGCCUUGCAAACACGGUCUCGGAGACCCGGUCGAGUGCGCCCACGGCAGCCUCAGCGAUGAACGAUACGCAGAUCGCAAUAGCCAAUGUGUGGAAUCUUGGGAACCAGAUCGUAAGGAACGUCAAUGCGGGAAAUGCCAGCGAGUGCUCAGCCAGCUGGGGAAGCGAGAUAAGGAUUCUCGAUUAUGUGCAACCUCCUUCGCCACAACGUUGCGCAAAUAUCAGUUAG